AUGUGCUCGCCACACUGGGGCCACCUGUGCGCGGUCGGUUUCAGAGUUCGUAUGUCGCUGCAGGGCGGCAGGCGCGUGGUGCUACAGAAGCCGCACCUACUGCUAGCCCGCGCACGUCAGCUGCAGGAAUGCACCAUGCAAGACAGCCUCAAGAUACCCAGCAAUUCGACGGAGCCUCACAGCGCCAGCUCCGCGAAGACGCUCAAGGACUCUAGGUGUACGGAGACGAGACAGAGGCGUCCAGCAGGGCUUUUCGAGACGUGGGGCUGGAGCCCGCACCUGCAGCAGACUCUCGGCGCCACAUUGUGCUCGGCCCCCCUGGAGAGCGUGGCCGCCUUCCGUGCUGCGGUAGAGGCGAAUAUGCUCGCUGGAAGCCUCUGUAAAGGUGCACAACUCAUACCAGUCGUGGGGGCUCGUGGCAGUCGUGCGAUGAUGCCAGCUCCUUUUGUCGCAGGGCAGCGCACCGCGCCCGCGAGAGAUGGAGCCCGAGAGGGAUGGGCAGCGGCGCGCUGCCCGUGGAACACUCGAUGUCGCGUCCUGCAGCCCCCCUCCUCCUUGAGGCUGGGCUGUUCGUCUACAAGUGCGGUCGCGUCAUGGGUCACCGCUUGGACAUCUGAGCCGAUGGGGUCGCCGCCGAAGCUCCUGCAUCCGUGGCCUGCGUGGACGGAAGCCCACACGGACCGCCCCACGUUGCGGUUAUUCGGCCUACCCGCCUCCGUGCGCGCUGCUUUUCUCGACGUUCCUUUCCCCUCGCCCUCCACAUCCUCGUCGUUGCCGACGCCAGCAGCGCUGAUGGAGGCUGCCUGCGGUGCCGCGCUGGCCCAGCUGGCGGGGCAGGUGCAAGAUGCGGUGGAGCACGGCCAGCUUGCCGCAACGUCGCGACUAUACUUCUGCCCCCUCGCCCACGCCGUGGACUACAGUGGCACUCUUGACUUGCGUGCGUUUGCUGUGGAGUGGGGCCGGCGGCACUGCGACGGCGGCAGUGGCGGUGGCGCAUCCGCUGCGCCGCGAACGACAGCGGUACUCAGUGACUCGUCUCCUGUGCUAUCGCUUGGAGCGGAGCUGCCCAUAAGCGAUGAUGCUGAUCCUGCUGAUGCGGCGGCCGGACGCGCCGCUUCUACUCCGCCGCUGCGAGUGGUCGUCUUCAGCAACGCCCACAUGCUGUCGAAGCGAGCGAUUCGCCGCUUGCUAGAUCAAUGGACCCGGAAUGGAGCGUCAGUGCGCAAGCUACGCCAGCAGCAAGAGCGCGCGCAGGCCGGGCCGCGCGAGUGGCGCACGCUCAUGGGUAGCCGUCUGCUUCUUCCGCUUGAUGCCGCGGCCAUUCUGCCCCACGUGCGAAGUCUCUCGAUUCCCUUCGGCGACGUACAGGCCGUCUUUAUUGGCUACACGGCAAGCCAAGGCCCUGUAGAGGGGGCGAAGGUGAUGAAUUCGCCAUUGGAUGCGGGUAGGCAUGCGCCACUUCCUCUGCCGGUGUUACCGCCAUCAACAACGCCUGUAGGCUUCCCCGUGCGCGUCGAGCUUGCGGUGAGCACGAGCGCGCAUGCGGACUUGCUUCAUGUGGAGGAACCCCUCUCCGCUGCUUUGCUCCGUGCAUCCACCCUCUAUCGCAGGUGCCUCGACGCAGCACAGCGUCGUGAGUUGGUGGAGGCGGUGGUGCAAAGCACUGUGGAUGGCGCGCCAGCGGGGGCCGUCUUCGCGAAGCGGCAGUCUCAGCGACUCUCUAGUGGUCGUAUUUUCUUCGAAACCAGUAAGGUGCCCCUAACUGGCACUCAAGGUCGCCUGCAGCUGCACGAGGCGUGCGAGGCUGCCCUGUCGCUCUUAUCCCCGCUGGAAAGCCUCCUGCACCCACACCUCGGCACUGAGAGAGCUCGCGGCAACCGUCCUGCGAGGGACGACGACGUCGUGUCACUGCUUGUCAUGUACCCACUCUUGAGCACCGUGCACAUUCGCCACGUGCUGCUAAGCGCUUUUCACGUACGUGUCACGCCGACCUCCACCGCGGGUGAUGAGGCUCCACCGGCUGUGGCUGCUGCUGCUGCUGCUGCUGCAGUCGAUGGCCCCGUCGCAGCUGCGGAGAUGGUGUGUCUCCGCGGCGGCAACGACAGGACCACUGCCGGUGCCGCAACGCCGCCUCCCUCCGACCCCCGCGUCCGCUUUGUCGCGUCGCGCCUACGCGCUAAUGAGCAUGAGCAGCGGGAGCGUGAUGUCCUGCUGCAGGCGGCGAAGGUGCGUGCCGCGGCGGCGGCCGCAGUGACGGCAACCCCUUCCUGUGCGCCGCGCGCACCGCUUCUUUUUCAAGCGUAUGCCGCUCAUGUGGAGCCCGCGGUGCUGCUGGGGUUGUGGACGCCGACGCUGCUCUUCCGGGCCCCCACGUUGGCGGAUGUGAUGGCGUUGCGCUGCUUCUUGUUAGAGCCACUCCGCACCAGCUACGCAGCCUCGCACCGAACUCCUACAGAAGCGCUGCCUCGCGCCAACUUCGCGGACGGCGGCGGUGGCGGUGGCAUGAUCGCGCUUCGAGUGGAUGAUGUGGACGUCAUUCACUUUGACUACGCCGACGGGGCAACGCGCCACAGGCGCACCCACCGCCUGUUUGGUGUCCGGGCAUCCUUGUGCCCCGCAUCGGCAGCUACACCACCCCCGCGAACAGGAGCCGGCGCGGUGGGCGAGGAGAGUCUGCGGGACGCGAGCGGCCGCAACCUCGUCGCGCGUGAACUGGCUCUGUUGGAGACGCUGCUGCAGCAGUGUCUCAAGGAAUGUGCGCGGGCAGCGACGUUUUUUCCGCUGUGGACGGAGCACCGUCGCUACGGCGACGCCGCUCCCUGUGCUACCACGCACCAGAACAGCGAGGCGGGCCCCAUGACGAACCAUGGCGAUGGGGGCCCCGCAGGGCUCAACUUGCUGCCCUUCCCGUUCUUUCCCUCGAGCACCAAUCACCGUUCCCUCCUCGACUUUCCUGGCGUGACGGAGUCGUUGGCGUCGUGGGCGCCACGGUCGACAGAACUGCGCCUUUUGAGCUUGGCUGCGGCACAACGGCCUUCCCUCUCCCUGACGAUCCGCAGUCGAGUGGUGCUGCUGGAGUCGGUGUACGUGCCGGCCAGCGACGAGGUGGACGCACCGGACGACGAUGCCGGGAAGGUUGCAGCAAGGAGCGGUAGAAAGGUCCCAAACCGCGUGGUUGCUCGACGCGGGGAGGUGUGCGAGGUGGCCGGCUUUGUUCCCUGCAGCCUUCUCCUUGGCCGUGGAGUGGCGUCAACAGCGUCGGAGGGCGCCGGGGGGUCCAGGAGCCGCGACGAGAGCGCCACGCGUGAAAUGUCUCUUCCACGCCUCGUACGGCAGCAGGUGGCUGGUUGGUCUCUCACUGAGCGGCGACUGAUAGAGCACUACAUGGCACAGCAGCAGCACGCAUCGGCCUUGCCGUUGCUGCGCUGUUGCGCCGCUCCCCAGCCGCGCCGGGAAGAUCACCUGAGACAGCCGAGCACCAGCCUUUUCGUGCUUCCUCCACGUUGCACCGUUGUCGGCGGCUACCGCUCCCUUCACUACUACGGCCUGCCGUUGCUUCACUUGCCAUUGCUGAUCUUGGCUGGCGGCUUAGCCCGCGCUCAGCCUCCCCACUCGGCCGUGAGCCCCUCCAAGCUGAGCAAGACCGCCCUAGGGUCUUGCAAAGCGUCGCGCGCGUCUGCCUCGGACAGCGAUAUUGGCGCACCGCCAGCACUUCUUACGGCCACCUCGCCCUCGGCCUCCUUCGACUAUGCCCUGCCUCAUCUCUUUCACCCGCAUCACGCCGACCCGGCCAGCUGCAGAGCAACUCUGUGCUUGACAUCACAGGAGCGACAGCAGGCCCUCGAUCUGCUUUUCGCACAACUGCGCGACGCCACUGCCGCGGUCAGCGAUGGCGUGAAAGCAGCGUGUGGGAACGACGCCGCACCACGCUCGCUUAUAUCCUUUGUGGAGGACGUUCUCUUUACUGAAAUGUCGGAUGGCACUCGCAACAAGAAAUCCGCAGAUGCUCUCACUGCAGGUGACCGUAACAGCAGUGAUGCACAUGCGGUGCUCACGCCACCGGUGUGCUGUCCGCUGCUGACCGAAAUGGCCCUCUACUCGCACGUGCGGUAG
Molecule: messenger RNA, 4113 nt
Organism: Leishmania major strain Friedlin
Lineage: Eukaryota; Euglenozoa; Kinetoplastea; Trypanosomatida; Trypanosomatidae
Exons: 1
Coding region: 1-4113 (1370 amino acids)
Source: RefSeq, a predicted model, not a curated record